Messenger RNA from Hibiscus syriacus, 1550 nucleotides. RefSeq names its product putative transcription factor bHLH041. The coding region runs from base 12 to 1550 and encodes 512 amino acids. Gene Ontology annotation, molecular function: protein dimerization activity. The transcript is spliced from 8 exons. The record is from RefSeq and is a predicted model, not a curated record. NCBI's taxonomy places the organism in Eukaryota, Viridiplantae, Streptophyta, Magnoliopsida, Malvales, Malvaceae.
UCUUCGUCUACAUGGACGCUGUCUUCAACCUCGAUGAAGCUGCCCGUUCUAGUUUUCUCCAAUUUCUCAUGCGGUUGACUGGCUGCAAAUACAUUUGCUUAUGGCUGCAGCAAGCAAAUUGUUUAAUUGGUUUGGAUGGAUAUUAUAAUGACGUAAACACGAUCCAACCCGAAGCUCUGGUUCUGUUCAUAGAAUAUCGUCAAUUAAUAUUCCCUCUCGAAAACAAUCUUGGCACCGUUCCGGGAUUUGCUUUCAGGAAUUACAGUCCUUACACUGAGCUGAGGGAACAGGAGCUUCAAAACCGAGCAUCUCAUCACACACAGCGACAGUUUUAUCGGGAAGCAGGAGUUAAGACUGCUGUUUUCAUGGGAUGCAGGAGUGGCGAGAUUGAAUUAGGGUCUCCCAAUGAGGUAAAUAUUAACAUGGAGAUGGAGAUGAGAAGUUUUUUCCCAGAAGACUUUUUGCGGCUGUCCCCGGUGGCUAUAGGAAAUCAGCUGCUGCAACCCACCGACCCCAACAGGCCUUCUUCUUCUUCAUCGUCAUUAAGGUCACGGUCCACUGGUGGUAGUCAGGAUUCUUAUCUGAUGCCCACCGCCGCCCCAAGUGCUCCUCGGCCUCAAGUUCAGACCGGUGAAACAAUACCCUCAUCACUGCUAGCCAAAGCGUCAUCUUCUUCAGCCUACGAUCCACACCAGCAAGCCGUGCAACAAGCCUUAUCCGAGCUUCGCAGCGAUAUAAGAUUACCGACUUUAGAGAGCGAAAAUGCAGUGAUGACCAAAGCGAUCCUUGCUGUUCUAACCUCUCCUUCUUCAUCUUGCUCAUCCAAAUCCCAUCAGCAAAACCCCAAAGCCACCGCGUUUAAACUUUACGGCUCCGUCGUGUUAAGCGCAUCCCAAACAACAGCGGCGAGGACGAGCUUACGGCCACAAAGCAUGCUGAAACGAGCCAUUUUAUUCUGCAGAGAAUUAGAUUCGGUGAGGCGUAAACAACUGCCGCGAAGCCGGCCCACCGCCAAUCAAUUGCAGCACAUGUUUUCGGAACGUAAAAGACGAGAAAAGCUCAAUGAAAGCUUCGAAGCAUUGCGAUCCCUUCUUCCUCCCGGUACCAAGAGAGACAGAGUUUCAGUACUCGCUAGUUCAAUGGAGUACUUGGCCUCAUUGAAAGCUCAAAUCAUGGAGCUCAAUCGGCAAAACCAGUCAUUACAAGCUCAUCUGUCGAGUGAUGCUGCCGAAGAAGACAAUGGCUCAUCAAAUGAGAGGAUAAACAUUCGGAUCAUACCCGAAUCCGAAUCGACAUCGCAACAAAGAAUCAUCCACAUGAGAAUCACCUUUAGAGGGGAAAAUUUGAUAACGGAUAUCUUAAUCCAGUUGCUAGAAUUCUUGAAACUCGACAGAAAUACAACCUUGAUGUCCACUGAGUCUGACACUCGGAUAACAGAACUAGGCUCGGUUAAUCAUGUUAACGUGAGAUUUAGAAUUGAGGUCAAUGACUGGGAUGAAGCCACCUUCCGGGAAGCAAUUAGAAGGAUAUUAGCUGACCUGGCACGGUAA